This is a messenger RNA of Plectropomus leopardus (leopard coralgrouper), 1338 nucleotides long. Its product is annotated as trans-1,2-dihydrobenzene-1,2-diol dehydrogenase-like. Gene Ontology annotation, molecular function: nucleotide binding. The record is from RefSeq and is a predicted model, not a curated record. Lineage: Eukaryota; Metazoa; Chordata; Actinopteri; Perciformes; Serranidae.
GAGGCUGUGAUGAGAUUCUCAGAAGUGCAGAGUUCAACAGGACGCCGGGUUUGCCCUAAACUGGCCGAAUUUCACUCACUUUGUUACUAAUAGCUGACUUGCAAUGGCCACACGCUGGGGAAUAUGCAGUGCAGGCAAAAUUAGUCAUGACUUUUCGGUUGCUUUACGGACACUGUCUCCGGAAGACCACGAGAUAGUGGCUGUUGCAGCGAGGGACCUACAGCAUGCUGAAGAAUUUGCCAAAAAGCACAACAUCCCUCGAGCAUAUGGAAGUUAUGAUGAGUUGGCAAAUGCUCCAGACAUCGAUGUGGUGUAUGUUGGCACCAUCCACCCGUACCACCUGACUGCUGGCAAGCUCUUUAUGAAGUCUAAAAAGAAUGUGCUGAUUGAGAAGCCUUUGGCCAUGAAUUCAAGGGAGGUGGAGGAACUCAUCACUGCAGCCCGAGACAACAGUGUCUUUCUCAUGGAGGCAAUUUGGACGCGUUUCUUUCCUGUAUCCCUUGAAGUCAGGAGACUGCUAGGCCAGGGUGAGGUGGGUGAAGUUCAGAUGGUGAGGGCUGACCUCGGGGCUCCGCUCACCCACAUUCCUCGCUUUUCUGAGAAGAAUCUGGGAGGGGGGGCGCUGCUGGACCUGGGCAUCUACUCUCUGCAGUUUAUCCUCAUGGUUUUUAAUGGGGAGAGGCCUGAGUCCAUCCACACCACAGGGCAUUGCAUAGACACAGGUGUUGAUGGAACAGCAGUUUUGGUCCUAAAGUUUUCUGGAAACAGACUUGCCAUUUCCACUUGCUCAAUCACCAUGAUGCUGAGCUGUGAAGCGGUUAUCACUGGGACCAAAGGCACCAUUAAGGUACCCAAUAAUAUGUGGUGCCCAACAUCCUUGGAACUGAAUGGGAAGGAGAUGCAGUUCUCCCUGCCAGAGCCUGGCAUGCCACUCAACCUCAAAAACAGCACAGGUCUACGAUAUGAAGCGGAGGAGGUCCGCCACUGUCUGCUGAAAGGAUUGAAGGAGAGUCCGGGGAUGCCGUGGGCUCACUCCAGCCUGGCGGCAGAACUUAUAGAUGAGGCCAGAAGACAGCUGGGAGUGACAUAUGAGCAGGAUAACAUCCAGUGAUGCCUCUCAUUGACAGCUAGGGACUUGUUCUUCAGCAUGCAGAAUCACAAAAUCGGAAAAAAGUUCCCUCUUGGAUUCAGUUCACAAAAUACAAAUCUAGUAGGGGUCAAAAAUUUUAAAAAACAUUCUCUACCAAAUGGUCGAUUUGGCUUUUUAUGGUAAAGGUGUAGAAGGUAAGCUACUGUUAUUAAAAAAUGACUAUUUGCUAAAAUACUAAACUAAAUAAA